Molecule: messenger RNA, 843 nt
Organism: Dujonia railenensis
Lineage: Eukaryota; Fungi; Ascomycota; Pichiomycetes; Serinales; Debaryomycetaceae
Source: the annotation of a GenBank genome assembly
AUGUCUUCAAUUAUCGCUUCACACAUACCAAAGACCGUUCCUUUAGCUAAGUUAAAGGAGUUCUUCUCCUUUUGCGGCAAGAUUCAGACUAUAAACCCAAUUGACUCUAAGGAAGAAAAAUUUCAAUCUGUUGAAGUUAUUUUUGAAUCGGAGAAGGCUUUACAAACUGCCUUGUUGCUCAAUGAGGCUGAAUUGGAAGGUGUUUCAAUCAAGGUGGAAGCUGCUAGCAAGGGUGGUUUACCGCUGUACAGUUCUGCAACUAGUGAUAACAAGAUUCAAUCUGAAGUUACUCUGACUGGAGAUGAAGAAUACGAUGAUGUGAGUCAAGAAGAAAAGCCUAAGUAUGCUAUUAUGGCUCAGUUGCUUUCAUCUGGAUACGUUGUUUCUGAUCAGUUAAUCGACAGAGCAAUCCAAACUGACUCCCAAAAGGGGUAUUCUACCAAAUUUAUGUCAUUUUUGGACAAAUUGGACAACAAGUUUGUUCACAGCAAAGUCCCAGAUUCGACUGCCAAUAAGACUGUGGAAUCUGCGCAAAACACACUUUCUGGCUGGACGAAUGCUUUCAAUAAGUCUAGUUACAAGAAUACUUUAGACCACUACUAUGAACUGGCAGCCAGCCAUCCAUAUGGUAAAAAGGUGGCUAGUUUUUACAAGACAUUAGCUAAGGAUGCGCAGUCUGUGCAUGAAGAAGCAAGGAGGUUGGCUGAAUUGAAGAAAAAGAAGGAAGCUGCUACUCCUACUUCUGGAACUGCUGCUACUUCUACUUCCGAACCACUUGCCGUAUCUGGUGAACCAGAGAAAAACACGACACUCUAUGCUGCUACUGACAAGCCUGCUAUCUAG